UCGAAAUUUUACUCCAGCUAGCAUUCUAGAUCUAUCUACUGAACUAUUAUCGUUUCAUCUUACGACAGAAUGGAUGCAUGGUAUUUAUUGAUAUAACUUUCGAUGAUAUGAACUUAUCAUUUUUUUGUCACCAUGGAAACGAAUUGGUGAACUAUUAAAAUACUUUAUUGCAUUCUCAGAACAUAAUCGUCCGUUUGAAACGUUUCCGCCAUGGGUCGAGCAGAUGUUUUCAGCGAUGUUUUCGAGUCCCUAGUUAAGAAAGGAAGUCAAUUUGCUAUCAAUUAUGGACAGAAACAACUUGUGUCAUCAAUAUAUUCCAUUGCUACACAGACGAUUGGAACGAGAGCAUUCGAUUCUUAUAGAGGUAUUAACUAUGCGGCAAAAGAAAAAGAAGCAAGAAAUGUCAUGGAAAAAAUAAUCGAACGUUUCGAAAAAGCUGACGAAGCUUGCUCGGAAUUCUUGGCUAUCUAUUCCAAAUGGGAAAUAUCCCGUAAAGCUACAGUUGAAGAAUUGAAUGUUAUUGCUGCUUCUAUACACUCAGACAGAUUUAAAGGAAAUAUAUCUAAAAUGGUUGGCGGAUGUGUUGGAGUAAUUGGUGGUGCAGCUGUGGUUGGCGCCUUUGUAUUCCCGCCACUUCUCCCAUUGGCUAUCGGCGGUGGCGUAGCUUCAGGUCUUGGAGGCGUAACGGUUUUUGGAUCAUCCAUUGCCGAGAUCGUGGUGCUCAAAAAACGAUUGAACCAAGCAAAAAUUAUAAUUGAAGACGAUUUUGAACAAUUCCAGCCGUUGCGGAAGUUCUUCGAUCGUUCAAAUGAGUUAAUGGAAGCCUUGAAUGAAGUGAUUGGAUUCGAUCUAAUGGAUGAAAUACACGGGGAGCUCAAAUCGUUUUAUGAAGAAUACAGAAAUCGAAAAACCGAAGUCGAUAGCAACUUUAUUAAUAAAAUAAAACCUAUGAUCAACUUUUUGGUCAAUUUGUUAAUAUCUAAAACCAACUUAUUGUUCCAAUUUGGUCCUGAAUUGGCUUCUAUGGCGAUCAGUUUUGUGCUGGCCAUGUUUAUCGCGCCAAUGCACAACAUGGUGCUGUUUGACAGAAUUGUACUUAUCCAGCGACUGUCUGUUGGUGUGUUGAGCGGCCUUGAAGCAGGGUUGAGUUUAAGAACUGCUGUUGCAGGUGUGACGGCUAGAAGGGCUCUGCAAGGAGUUCCAACUGUUGCAGAGAAUAUGCCCAAGCUCUUCGCCAGGUCUUUCAAAAUCUUCGCUGGGAUUGGACUUGCCUUGGACGUGUCAAACAUAAUCUUGACCUCUAUUGAUAUGAAGAAAGGUUCUUUCAGCGAGCAUGGAAAAAAACUGAAAGAAGCUGCUGAUCGGUUACAAGAAGAAUUUGAAUAUGUGGAAAAAGUACAUGAUACUUUGAGAAUUAGAAUUUUUUGAGUUCUUAUUUCUUUGCACAACAUCCGUCCGAAACUAACUGUCCGAUUCACCUCUUUUUUCCAAGUUUAUAAAAAUACAAAAUCAAUAUUCCUAAUUAUAUUAUGUUGGAUUGAAAAAUUUCUUUAUUUUUUCCCUAUGUAAUAAAUAUAUUUUAUCAAAGACAUAUUGCCAUUGAUUUAGGCCAACAGCUCGCAUUUUUUUAAUAUUUUUAUCCCAAAAUUCCAUAAUUGUAAUUUAAGCUGCAGUGACUUCAUUGCACAAUCUAGGCUUUGGACAGAUGAUAAUACCAUGAAAGAUCAGUCAUAUAUACAGUCCAGGUGAGUGUUUAAUGCGUGUAAUCCGUCCAUAUGUCCGACCUGGUGUGACGUAUGCAUGUAUCGAGAAGCGGUUCUAAUAAAGGUAAACCUCACCGAGUUCAGAGUUACUAUGUUCCAAAGGAACCCUUGUGUAAACUCGAAACUGAACAUCCAUUUUAAUGAAUUAAACCAUAAUUGUUCGAAUUUGCAUCCAUCCAUUAUAAAUUAAGAAAUUUUAAAUAAUUAAUGCCACAAUUAUUUUUUUAUCAAUUUUUGAAAUUUAUUUAUAUUGUAAAAAUGUAUUGUUUGUAAUAAAUGUAUAAUUUAUGUAUUUAUCUAUUUUUUAUGAAUGUUUAAUGUUUGUAUUAAAAAAUGUGAUUAUUUUUAUUUGUUCCUAAAAAACACUUAAUAAUAAAAAGAUUAUAUCUUAUAAAGAUAAAAUAUAGUAUUAUGUAAAAUACGUCAUUUGUAUAAUUAAUCUGCUUGUAUCAAAUUUUUUUCUUUUGACAUAUUGGAAGUGAAAAAAAAAACCUUAUUAUUAUCGAAUUUUUAUUUUAUAACUUGAUGAAUAUUUCAUGUGAAAUAAAAUUUAUUUUGUAUAGUUUUAUGCAUUGCUAUUGUUUGUUUUGGUUUGUAGUAUAUUGACAUUUUUAGUAAAAAAAAAGGAAAAAAUAUUAUUAAUACAGUCUACAGAUUAUUUGUGGCAUUCUAGCUUAAAAUUUCAAUGAAAUGAUGUAAUCGAUUACCAUAAUAAUGGAUAUUGGGUAAUUCAAAAAUUUUUCAUCUCAGUUUAUCGGAAAUUCCAAUUUUGUUCUCUUAAUUUCUCUUCAAUUUUCUUUUUAUAUAAUUUUGAAAUAUUUCCUAUAAUUCAAGUGUAUUUGAUUUAAUUCCAUGCCAAAUGAUUCUUCAAUGAUUAAUUCGAUGAAAUGUGAUAAUACUGUAAGAGUAUAAAAUAUAGUAUUACGUAAAAUAUAUCUUUUGUAUUAUUAAUUCAGUAUUGUUAAUAUUUUUUUAACAUAUUGGAAGUGUAAAAAAACAAAAACAUUAUUGUUGUGGAAUUCUUCUUAUGACUGACUGAGUAUUUCAUAUGUAAUAAAAUUUAUUUUGUAUAGUUUUGCUUUUUUGCUAUUGUUUAUUUUGGUUUGAGGUAAAUUGAAAUUUUUAAGUUAAAAAAUAUUAGGCAGUCUGUGGGUAUUUGUGGCAUUCUAGCUUAAAAUUUCAAUGAAAUGAUGUAAUCGAUUACCUUAAUAAUGGAUAUUGGGUAAUUCAAAAAAUUUUCAUCCCAGUUUAUCGGAAAUUCCAAUUUUGUUCUCUUAAUUUCUCUUCAAUUUUCUUUUUAUAUAAUUUUGAAAUAUUUCCUAUAAUUCAAGUGUAUUUGAUUUAAUUCCAUGCCAAAUAAUUCUUCAAUGAUUAAUUCGAUGAAAUGUGAUAAUACCGUAUGAGUAUAAAAUAUA
Argiope bruennichi is the source of this 3178-nucleotide messenger RNA. RefSeq lists its product as uncharacterized. Gene Ontology annotation, biological process: lipoprotein metabolic process; lipid transport. The record is from RefSeq and is a predicted model, not a curated record. Gene Ontology annotation, molecular function: lipid binding. Gene Ontology annotation, cellular component: membrane; extracellular region. The coding region runs from base 211 to 1428 and encodes 405 amino acids. Lineage: Eukaryota; Metazoa; Arthropoda; Arachnida; Araneae; Araneidae. The transcript is spliced from 2 exons.